AGCAUAAUCGCCAGCUCGCUCUGACUUCGGUCGUCCAUUCUUUCAAACAAACCACUUGCAAACAAAGCUUUACGCUUUCUCACACUCUUUCUUUCACCAACAAACCAACUUCGUUCUUCAAGAACCACCAAAAAAAAGACAAUCAAGAUGCGUUUCACCGUCGCCGCUGCUGUCCUGGCCACCUCGGUCCUCGCCCAGGAGCCCGUCUCCACCGACUACACCACCGAGUUGGUCACCAUCACUGCCUGCCCUGAGACCGUCACCAACUGCCCGGCCCGCCAGCAGACUACCUCCGUGGCCACCAACUACAUCCCCCUGACCACCUCUACCGUCUACGCUACCUCCAUCCACACCAUCACCUCGUGUGGUCCUGAGGUCACCAACUGCCCGGCUCACAGCACUGUCCUGUCCACCGAGACCAUUGCUGUUUCCACCACCAUCUGCCCGGUCACCGCCUCUGCCACCCCCACUGUUGUCCCUACCUCCCAGGUCUGGUCCAACAGCACCGGUGUUGUCUACCCUACCGGCCCUGCUGGUGGCGCUAGCUCUGCUCCCGUCUCCGUCCCGGUCUACACUCCUCCCGCCGCCUCUUCUCCCGUCUACACUCCUCCUGCUGGCUCUUCCCCCGCUGUCACCAGCGGCUAUGCUGCCCCUACCGGCGGUGCCCCUGGCUACCCCAUUAGCUCUGCUGCUCCCGUCUGCCCCAGCAGCUCCGUCAUUGCUGUGACCAAGAGCUACACCACCGUCCUCACCUCUGUUGAGUACCAGACCGUUGCCGUCCCUUGCCCUACCGGCCCUGCUGGUGGCAACCCCGGCCCCUCCGGCACCGGUGCUGUUCCUCCUCAGCCCACCGGCCCUGCUGGCAACGGAACCACUGGUGUUCCCCCUCCCGUCAGCGGCGCUGCCUCUUUCGCUGGCUCUGCCGUCUUCGCCGCCGUUGCCGGUGUCGCUGCUCUGAUCCUCGCUUAAACGUUUCCUUUAAGUCAUUUUUGAAUUAAAGGCCUGCGGGACAUGGCAAACACACACGACAGGCGCCCCUGAGAUCUGGUUGGACAUGUACAGAAGUUGAACUAGAACUUAUUUUUCAAUAAUACUAGAGUUUACGGCAAUCGGGAUUAUACCCCUUGGAGUGUGUACUUAAUAUUCUAAUUGCACGGGCGUUCGCGGGGACGAUCCCGUCAGACAACCGACUGCGGGUCUUGUCCUGGAUGUCUUUUUUGAACGAAGCAUUUUUUGGUCACGAACUGAGAUAUCAACUUUUAACGACUGUGCUUUUUCUUAGCCUUUUCAAAAUUACUCUUGUUACUCUUUUAC
Molecule: messenger RNA, 1314 nt
Organism: Trichoderma virens Gv29-8
Lineage: Eukaryota; Fungi; Ascomycota; Sordariomycetes; Hypocreales; Hypocreaceae
Exons: 2
Coding region: 148-969 (273 amino acids)
Source: RefSeq, a predicted model, not a curated record